Molecule: messenger RNA, 1267 nt
Organism: Elaeis guineensis (African oil palm)
Lineage: Eukaryota; Viridiplantae; Streptophyta; Magnoliopsida; Arecales; Arecaceae
Product: protein PHOSPHATE-INDUCED 1 homolog
Source: RefSeq, a predicted model, not a curated record
CUUCACGCCAUCCGUUCUCCCAACCCAAAUGCCACUCCCUUCUCUUCGUCUCAAAGAGAAGCGCCUAAUAUAACCCAAGACAUACCCUAUCCUCUUCUCUUCUCUUAUUGUUCUAUACCAAUGGCGUCUUCCAGUAUUAGCCCUUGUUUCCUUUGUAUCUUCUUAGUAGUAGCUUCUCUUCUAUUCCAGUGCUCCUAUGGGGCUAGAAAGCUCAAUGCUUUGGUGGAAGAACCAUCCCCUGUCUUAACCUACCACAAGGGAGCCCUCCUCACGGGACCUAUAUCGGUAAACCUCAUCUGGUACGGUAAGUUCACCGCCACCCAGCGAGCCAUCAUCUCCGACUUCGUCACAUCCCUCUCCUCGAAGGGUGGUGGCCAGAAGCAGCCGGUGCCGUCUGUGUCCACCUGGUGGAAUACCACCGAGAAGUACUACGCCCGGUCGAAGACCAAGUUCCCUACGCUUACCCUCGGCGACCAGAUCCUCGACGAGUCCUACACUCUCGGGAAGUCCCUCACGAACGCCGACAUCGCCAAGCUGGCGAGCCGCGGGGCGCCGAAGUACGCCGUCAACGUCGUACUGACGGCGGAUGACGUCGCCGUCGAGGGCUUCUGCAUGAGCCGGUGCGGGACCCACGGGACCUCACCCCGGUCCAAGUCCGGCCGGUUCGCUUAUAUCUGGGUCGGCAACUCGGCGACCCAGUGCCCGGGCCAGUGCGCCUGGCCCUUCCACCAGCCGGUCUACGGGCCCCAGAGCCCGCCGCUGGUGGCGCCCAACGGCGACGUCGGGAUUGACGGCAUGGUGAUCAACUUGGCGAGCAUGAUGGCCGGGACGGUGACCAACCCGUUCGGUAACGGAUUCUACCAGGGGCCGAAGGAGGCGCCGUUGGAGGUGGCGACGGCGUGCACGGGGGUGUACGCCAAGGGGGCGUAUCCGGGAUACGCCGGCGACUUGUUGGUGGAUCCCACCACGGGGGCGAGCUACAACGCAAAUGGGGCCCACGGGAGGAAGUACCUAGUUCCAGCCUUGUUUGACCCGUCAACGUCCAGCUGCUCUACCUUGGUGUAGUGGGAGUGGUGUGGUGUGUUCUGGGGAUGUAUACGGCUAAAGAGAGCAGUGGAAGAACGGGGAUAUAGAUUGUCUGUAAUUAUUUCAUUCAUUUUCGAAUUACGUUUUUGUUUCAUGUUAUUCAUUUGAUGCUUAAAAUUUAGAUAAUAGAGAUUAAAACCACGGGGAUGGUAGUAGAAUUAACAUUUUUCCAACUUGUGCU